Molecule: messenger RNA, 1371 nt
Organism: Chrysoperla carnea
Lineage: Eukaryota; Metazoa; Arthropoda; Insecta; Neuroptera; Chrysopidae
Gene: 128up
Product: GTP-binding protein 128up
Exons: 7
Coding region: 120-1223 (367 amino acids)
Biological process (GO): cytoplasmic translation
Cellular component (GO): cytoplasm
Molecular function (GO): GTPase activity; GTP binding
Source: RefSeq, a predicted model, not a curated record
AACAUAACAAGAACAACACCAAAUUUUUCACUGUAGAGUGUAGAUUUUUCUAAUGGAGUCCACGAGGUUUCAAGCUGAGACAAAUCAUCUAACAAAAACUUUAUAAUUAAAAAUACAAAAUGAGUACAAUUUUGGAAAAAAUUGCGGCCAUCGAAUCGGAGAUGGCCCGCACUCAAAAAAAUAAAGCAACAGCCUUACAUUUGGGUUUAUUAAAAGCUCGUUUAGCUAAAUUACGACGGGAAUUAAUUACACCCAAAGGUGGUGGCGGUGCAACCGGCGAAGGUUUCGAUGUGGCUAAAACAGGUGAUGCUCGUAUUGGUUUUGUAGGCUUUCCAUCUGUCGGUAAAUCAACUUUGUUAAGUACACUAGCCGGUGUUUAUUCCGAAGUUGCCGCAUACGAAUUCACAACUUUAACAACUGUUCCUGGAUGUAUUAAAUAUAAAGGUGCUAAAAUUCAAUUAUUGGAUCUUCCCGGAAUUAUUGAAGGUGCUAAAGAUGGUAAAGGUCGUGGUCGACAAGUAAUUGCCGUCGCUCGCACUUGCAGUCUUAUUUUUAUGGUAUUAGAUGUUUUAAAACCAUUACACCACAAAAAAUUAUUGGAACAUGAAUUGGAAGGUUUUGGUUUACGACUGAAUAAACAACCACCAAAUAUUAAUUUUCGACGGAAAGAUAAAGGUGGAAUCAAUUUAAAUUCAAUGUGUGCACAAUCUGAGUUGGAUUCGGAAACAGUUAAAACAAUUUUAUCUGAAUAUAAAAUUCAUAACGCUGAUAUUACAUUAAGAUACGAUGCAACCAGCGAUGACUUAAUUGAUGUUAUUGAGGGUAAUCGAAUUUACGUACCCUGUAUUUAUUUACUCAAUAAAAUAGAUCAAAUAAGCAUUGAAGAAUUGGAUGUUAUUUAUAAGAUUCCACAUUGUGUGCCGAUUUCAGCUCAUCAUAAAUGGAAUUUUGAUGAUUUAUUAGAAAAAAUGUGGGAAUAUUUAAAAUUAGUACGAAUUUAUACAAAACCAAAAGGACAAUUACCCGAUUACAGUUCACCAAUUGUAUUACAUUCAGAACGAACAACUGUUGAAGAUUUUUGUAAUAAAUUACAUCGCACUAUUGCAAAAGAAUUUAAAUAUGCUCUAGUUUGGGGUUCAUCUGUAAAACAUCAACCACAAAAAGUUGGUAUUGAUCACGUUUUGUGCGACGAAGAUGUUGUACAAAUUGUAAAGAAAGUUUGAAAUGUUUUAUUUUUUUUACGAUGUGAACAAAAAUGCUUAAAAAUCUUUCAUUGAAAAUGGAAAUUUUUGAAUAACAUAAUAUUGGGCUUAAUAUUCGUUUUGUAUAUGGGGAUCUCUUAAUGGAACAUUGCAAAAUGAAUAUGUAUUG